UAGAGAACCUCUUUGCCAAGUGAGAGGCUUUGGCGACAUAUGUCACUUCAGUGAGUCUCCUGUCGCUCCUUUAGCUGCUUGAGUGGAGGGGCGGGCAGGGAGGCGUGCACCAGGAACGUGAGGUGGAGCAGGAAGGACAUGUCAGAGAUGUUAGUUCAGAGAGAGUUGUUGGAAUGAUCCCCUGAUGGUCCUGUCCCAAACUUUUUAUAUGGACUUGUAGUGCAGCGGCCCUGGUCCUCCACUAGAGGUGGACUUAAGAUGUAGAAUGACUCAAAAACCAGUCCUCUGUGCCUUAGGAACUCCGAGUGACGCCAGCUGAUCUGCAUCAACACGUUCUCCUGAUCUCUACUGUCUCCCUAAACCAGCGGAGCGUGAUGAGGUUGGCGGGGAGCCUGCAGCUUGUUCUGUUUUUGGCCUUGACCUCCAGGGCUGCAGGCCUCGAUAUCCCUCUGGAAGUGGAGCAGGUUCCAACCAUAACAACUCACACAUUGAGUCCCGUUAUUGGCCUUCCUUUCGACAACACUGUUACUCUCAGGUGUGAAGCCAAAGGCAACCCACCACCAGUAUACAGAUGGACAAAAGAUGGCCAAGACUUUAUCGCUCCCCAUCUCUCAAAAUCCAAAGCCAACCCCAGUGAUGGCACUUUUGUGCUCUACAACAAGCAACUGGUCCAGUUCAAGGGCAAAUACCGGUGCUAUGCUUCCAACAAGUUGGGAACUGCCAUGACAGAGGAGAUCGAAGUGAUAGUUCCUAAUAUCCCUAAGUUUCCAAAGGAGACGAUUGAUCCUAUUGUUGUUGAAGAGGGACAGCCAAUUGUCCUGAAGUGUAACCCUCCAGAAGGCAUGCCCCCACGUCAGAUCUUCUGGAUGUCUAUUGAUCUCCAGCACAUUGAGCAGGAUGAGAGGGUUUCCGUGGGCAUUGAUGGCAACCUGUACUUCUCUAAUGCCUUACAGAAAGACAGUCGUCCGGACUACUGUUGCAAUGCUGCCUUCUCCAGGAUACGCACCAUCGUCCAGAAGACCCCCAUGGCUGUCAUGGUCAAGAGCUUGAAACCUGACAAUCAAUCUGCUGGUAGCGGCAAUGCCACUGAAGCCCCCCCAAUGAGAAUACCCAGCCUGCUGCUGCCCUCUGGUGUUCAGACGGAGAAAGUGCUGCUCAAGGGAGAGGAGCUGCAGCUCGAGUGUAUACCAGAGGGAUUUCCAACUCCAAAGAUAGAAUGGAGGAAAAUGGGAGACAAGCUGUCUACUCGGACAACAUUUAACAACUUUGGAAAGCUGUUGACCAUAUCUGCUAUAGAAGAGAGCGAUGAAGGGAAAUACAUGUGUAAAGCCAAAAAUCCCGCUGGAGAGGCUGUUCACUACUUUGAUGUAAUAGUGGAAGAGCCUCCAAAGUGGCUGACAGAGCCUCCUCAGAGCCAGCUGACUGUGAUUGGGACUGAUGUUCACAUCAAGUGCUCGGUCAGUGGAAAACCACUGCCAGACAUAACGUGGAGGAGGAAUGGAGAAAUUUUCGAAGAUGACCCUCUGAACAACAGACGGGUGCUUGAUGACACUGUGGUGCUCCACAACGCCAUGCCAGGGGACAGUGGCGUCUACCAGUGUGAAGCCUCCAACAGGCAUGGCAGUAUUCUGGCCAACGUUAACAUCAUGGUCAUGAAUAUGGCUCCUCUGAUACUGACAAAGGACCAUCAAGAGUACGCUGUGGUACAAGGAAAGGACAUUGUCAUGAACUGCAGUGUUUUCAGUAGUCCACCACCCACCAUCUUUUGGGCCAGAGAUGAGACUCCAGAAACCAUCACGGGGGAACGUUUUUUUACCCUCCAGAGCGGAUCAUUGCAAAUCACCAGUGCAGAAAAAAACGACAGUGGGAAAUACGUGUGUGAUGCCAUUAACAAGGAGGGCGAGUCAGCUAUCACUGCUGUGCUGGAUGUAAAAGACCCCACAAAAAUAAUAGAGCCACCUCAGGAUGUUCAGAUCAUCAGUGGGACCACAGCCCAGUUGAUGUGCCAGGCAGAGUAUGAUAAAAGCCUGCAGGGCACCUUUGAGUUGCUCUGGAGGAAGGAUGGGGAGGAGAUCCCACUUUCCUUUGAAAAUUCCAGGUACUUUGUGGAUGAUGGGAUGCUGCAGAUCAUGAAUGUGAACUUGAGUGAUGAGGGAAUCUACACAUGCAUUGCCAGAACCAAUCUAGAUGAGGACAAUGCCACUGCGUUGCUCACAGUACUGGAUGUUCCUGAUGCUCCAACAAACAUAGAGGUGUCUGAACUAAAGAGUGAGAGGAAUGUUUCCCUGUCUUGGAUACCUGGGAGAGAUCACAACAGCUCUGUAACAGAGUUUAUAGUGGAGUAUGAGGAGAGCCAAUGGGAUCCAGGCAGGUGGAAAGAGCUACAGAAAGUCCCUGGUAACCAGGCAACAGCCGAGCUGGCACUAUAUGGACACCUUAACUACCAGUUUAGAGUGUAUGCUGUUAACGCCAUUGGACCCGGACCCCCCAGUGAGCCUACUGAGAGACACAAAACACCCCCUGCUGCUCCUGAUAGGAACCCAGAAAACAUUAAAAUUCAAGGUCAUCUUCCUCAUCAAAUGGACAUUAGCUGGGAGCCGCUGUUGCCUAUCGAACACAACGGCCCAGGCCUCGAGUACAGGGUAAGCUACAGGAAACUGGGGGUGGAAGAUGUCUGGAGGGAGCAUCUGGUCAAGAGACACUCCUUUGUCGUGAGGAACACGUCCACUUUUGUCCCGUACGAGAUCAAAAUUCAGAGCAGGAACAGCCACGGCUGGGGACCAGAGCCUAAAAUUGUUACAGGUUACUCUGGAGAAGAUGUCCCUUCUGCAGCACCACGGGAUGUAGCGGUGGAGGUGAUCAACACCACUGUUCUGAGAGUGAGCUGGACCCCGGUUCCAACUGCCACACUGAGAGGUCAUCUAAGGGGAUAUGAUGUUCACUGGUUGAGGAAGUGGAGUCUGCGGAAUCCUAACAAGGCUUUAGAUGAGCGCCACUCCCUUUCCUUCCCUGGGAAGAGGAGUCAUGCCAUUGUGCCUGGCCUCCAACCUUUUUCCGAGUACAGACUCACUGUCAACGUUUUCAACAAGAAGGGCAACGGGCCCAACAGUGACCCGGUCACGUUCAGCACACCAGAGGGAGUUCCUGAGCAAGUGCCCAUCCUGACUACAUCCAACGCCCAGAAAGACUCAAUUUUGCUGGUAUGGGGCCCGCCGCUGGAAUCAAAUGGCAUCCUCACUGGUUAUCUUCUGCAGUACCACCUCAUUAAUGAGACCACACUGGAGGUGGUUGACUCCCAGGAGAUGAACAUCACUGGGGCUGACACCACCCAGUGGCAGCUUCAGGGCUUAGAGGAGGGCAGCUUCUACCGCUUCCACCUCAGUGCCUGCACUCGAGUAGGUUGUGGACCUCCGCAGGCCCAGGAGAGCAGCACCAUAACUCAACCACUUCCAGCCCUGUUGAACAUAAGCUCUUAUGUGAGUGACACCUUUGCCAAAAUCAGCUGGACUGCCAGAGAGGAGCAGCAGGAUUCGCAGCUUUAUGUGGCUUAUAUGAAUAACCGUGAUGGUAACUGGCGGAUUUCAGAGGCUGUAAACACUUCUCAAAGUUUCCACAUAAUUGAUGGGCUCAAACCUGGGACGGUGUACACGGUGCGCCUCAUGGCCAAGAGGCUGCUCGAUAACGCUAGCAUUUUCGAAGACGUUAUCCAGACACGAGUCAAAGUUAUGGCAGGUCAGCAAAGCAACUUCUCCACCCAGGGCUGGUUCAUUGGGACCAUGUGUGCUGUGGCGCUCCUCACCCUUGUUGUGCUCAUGGCCUGCUUUGUGCAGAGAAACAAAGGUGGCAAGUAUGCAGGUACGCCGCCGCCCCAGCGACAAGACAUGUUCUCCAUGGAUAAAGUGAAAGAGAAGGAAGACCUCCACCCUGACAUGGAGUCACAGGGAAUGAAUGAUGACACCUUCUGUGAAUACAGUGACAGUGAUGAGAAGCCAUUGAAGGGCAGUAGCUUGUGUACCCUGAAUGGCGAUGAUGUGGUCGGGGACAGCGUCAGCAGAGACAGCCUGGUCGACUACGCCGACGGUGGAGGAGAAUUCAAUGAGGACGGUUCAUUUAUCGGAGAAUAUUCGGGACGUAAGCACGGAGGGUCUGUUAGCGAGCCCAGUGGACCCAGCCCAGUCACUGCAUAAAGCCAAGCUCCAGUUGAAACAGUCUACUUCAAACCCUUUCAAGAUACUUUUUAUACUCAGCUUUCCUGGCAUUAAAUAUAACUUGAAUAGCCAAAUUUGGGGCAAUAAAAAUGACUCAAAAGUUUUUACUGCAGGAAGAAGUUUUGCCCAGGGACUGAAAAUUAAGAAUACACCCACCAUAAACAUCAGUGUGAAAAGAUUUUGUACAUACUGUAAGAGAAUGAAAUGUAUCAUUUGAGUGUUUCAUGAUUUUAUUAAUAAUAAUAAAGUGUUUUUUGUACCUGUCAA
Molecule: messenger RNA, 4475 nt
Organism: Thunnus maccoyii (southern bluefin tuna)
Lineage: Eukaryota; Metazoa; Chordata; Actinopteri; Scombriformes; Scombridae
Product: neural cell adhesion molecule L1-like protein
Exons: 28
Coding region: 375-4187 (1270 amino acids)
Biological process (GO): cell-cell adhesion
Molecular function (GO): protein binding
Source: RefSeq, a predicted model, not a curated record